Plasmodium malariae is the source of this 1050-nucleotide messenger RNA. RefSeq names its product conserved Plasmodium protein, unknown function. Lineage: Eukaryota; Apicomplexa; Aconoidasida; Haemosporida; Plasmodiidae. Bases 1 to 1050 code for a protein of 349 amino acids. The record is from RefSeq and is a predicted model, not a curated record. The transcript has a single exon.
AUGUCAGGAAAUUUUUAUUUUCUUAUUUUGUUGAUUAAUGUACUAACGAAAAUCAUAACAAGUGUCAAUUCAGUAAAAAUGAAUAGCGUACAUAUAAAAUUAAAUGAAAGCUUAAUGAAUAAUUGUAACAAAAUUAUAUACGUCCGUUUUCUUCACCAUAAAUAUAAAAAUAUAUAUACAUACAUAAGGUACCCGUAUUUACAUAUAAAUCAGAGAAAUAUAAAUUAUUUAAAAACCAAUAAUAGCAUUUAUUCGAAAUAUUACAAUAAUGAGCCUGUUUAUAAUACCUACAACCCAAUUUUAAAUUAUGAUAUUUUAGAUUUAAUAAAAGUGUAUGGUCGACUAGCUGAGCAUGGUGAAUAUGACUCCCUCAACAUUGUUGUAAAUGUGGGAGACUCUGAGGGUAAAGAAGUAGAAACGAGAGAAGAAGCUAAAAAAGUAGGAGAAGUAGAAACAGGGGUAGGAGUAGGGGAAGGAGUUGAAUCAACUAUAGACGUAAAAUCCACCUCUGAAAUGAGGGAAACAAAAUACUGCAUGAACCCAUUUAAAAAAUUAAUUUCCUUUUUUAAAAGUAGUAGCAAACAUGAUAACAAGAGAGUGAACUGGUUUCAUCAUUUCUUAAAAUAUGGGAAAAUGAAUUUUACAGAUUUCAAAAAUGCCAUAUUGUAUCUUAAAUUUAAAUGGCCAAGAGAUUCAUUAUUUCCAUCUUACAAUAUUUUUUUAUUUGAAAAAGGUUUAAGUAAAAACAGUGAUUCACCAUUAAUACGAAAAAAAGUUGAACACUAUAUUCAAUAUCAAGAAAUAAAUGAAAAUUUAUUAAAAAGUUGCUUUUAUUGUUUUUCAGAUGGUAAGGAAUAUGUAACAGCUUAUGAUAUAUUAAAUAAAUUUAUUCAAUGGAAAAAAAAUAAUAAAUGGAAAAAAGAAAAUGAGAAAAGAAGCUUUUUCUUAUUUAUCAGAAAAUAUAACAAUACUGACGAUUCGAUAGAUUGGUAUACUUUCAAAAAUAAGAUUGAUUCUUACACAGUUCACUUGUAUGAAUCCAAAAAAUAA